Molecule: messenger RNA, 585 nt
Organism: Cylicostephanus goldi
Lineage: Eukaryota; Metazoa; Nematoda; Chromadorea; Rhabditida; Strongylidae
Source: the annotation of a GenBank genome assembly
AUGGCACGAAUACUCGCAGGCCUCGAGGACAAUUGUCUGGCGUAUAUCGAUGAUGUCGUUAUCUUUAACAAGGACUUCCUCAGUCACUUAGCCUCCUUGAAAAAGUUUUCGAGCGAUUCCGAACUUUCGACAUCAAAAUAUCCGCCAAGAAGCUCGUCCAAUGUAAUUGCCGACUAUCUAUCAAGAAUCUCAUAUCCGUCGCAAGCGUUCCACGAUGAUCAUCCCGAAUCCGAAGACAUUGUUGAAUUUCCAUAUUGCCUUAGCGUAAAUCCUUCAGAUAUCCCCAUCAUCGCCGGCAACAUGCCCAUCGCCAUUAAGCCAUAUGAUUUCUUAAUUGAGCAGAAGAAAGACGAUUUUUGUGCCGAAAUCUUUGAUUUUUUAGAAACUGAUCGAGUGCCAGAAUUUCCAGCCGACAGCGACAAAGUCCGCUGGCUGAGCCUAGCCGAGCAGUGUGUCAUCGGAAGAAACGGAUGUUUGUACCACAGAGCCAUCCAAACGAGGUUUGCACGGUGUCAGUCAAUUAGUAGUCCCCAUGAAACUAAGAGAGCCAAUCUUUUGGCCUAUCAUACUAGCCCGUCAGCAGGA